ACACCCUCCACACCAUAGCUUCCGCCACUGAUCGCUGCGCACAAGCUCACGCAUCGACAGGAAGAGAGACAGACAGGGGCCAAGAAGCAGAGAUGGCGGGGGAGAAGAAGGGCCUGCAGCUGCUGGACUUCUGGGUGAGCCCGUUCGGGCAGCGCUGCCGCAUCGCGCUGUCCGAGAAGGGCCUCCCCUACGAGUACCUGGAGCAGGACCUGGGCAACAAGAGCGAGCUCCUCCUGCGCUCCAACCCCGUGCACAAGAAGAUCCCCGUCCUCCUCCACGACGGCCGCCCCGUCUGCGAGUCCCUCAUCAUUGUCCAGUACAUCGACGAGGCGUUCCCGGGGAAGGACGGGAAGCCGGCGCUGCUCCCCGCCGACCCCUACGCGCGCGCGCAGGCCCGCUUCUGGGCCGACUACGUGGACAAGAAGCUCUACGACUGCGGGACCCGGCUGUGGAAGCUCAAGGGCGAGGCCCAGCAGCAGGCCCGGAAGGAGAUGCUUGAGAUCCUCCGGACGCUGGACGGCGCGCUCGGCGACGGCAAGUUCUUCGGCGGCGAGGCGUUCGGCUUCGCCGACGUCGCGAUCGCACCCUUCACGGCGUGGUUCCUCACCUACGAGCGGCACGGGGAGUUCAGCGUGGAGGAGGAGUGCCCCAGGCUGGUGGCGUGGGCGAAGCGCUGCGGGGAGAGGGAGAGCGUCGCCAAGAACCUCACGCCGCCGGAGAAGGUCUACGAGUUCAUCUGCGGCAUGAAGAAGAGGUUCGGCAUCGAGUAGACGUGGUUGUUGUGGUGCGGUGGGUGGUGCGUGGUUUGGUUCGGUUGGUGUGACGAUGGGAUGCUAUUUUCGUACGUGUCGGGUGUUGUUGGUGUCAGUGUCUGUAGUGUGUGUCCGAUCCGUGUCCCGAUCUGGCGUGCAGGGGGAAGGGCCGUGUGGCCAUCCUGCACUCCAGCGUCGGGCAACAGUACAGCUGAAUAAAGAAAGGAUUUCCGUGGA
Molecule: messenger RNA, 989 nt
Organism: Panicum hallii
Lineage: Eukaryota; Viridiplantae; Streptophyta; Magnoliopsida; Poales; Poaceae
Product: probable glutathione S-transferase GSTU1
Exons: 1
Coding region: 93-770 (225 amino acids)
Biological process (GO): glutathione metabolic process
Cellular component (GO): cytoplasm
Molecular function (GO): glutathione transferase activity
Source: RefSeq, a predicted model, not a curated record